Molecule: messenger RNA, 2033 nt
Organism: Culicoides brevitarsis
Lineage: Eukaryota; Metazoa; Arthropoda; Insecta; Diptera; Ceratopogonidae
Exons: 5
Coding region: 84-1955 (623 amino acids)
Molecular function (GO): protein binding
Source: RefSeq, a predicted model, not a curated record
AGUAAGCUUUGGUUUUGUGUGCGCGUUUUGCCAACAACUUUUUUGGUAAAAUUUUCCGGUUAAUUACCAAGUUAUUUACAACAAUGAAGCGUAAAAUUGUUUUUGAGGAUUGUAUUUUCACCUCCAAUAAACGUCCAAAGGUUGACUGCAAAAUAUCUGAUUUGCCGAACGAAAUGUUGCGAGAGAUUUUCAAGAAUUUACCAACAAAAGAUCGUUUAACUGCCAGACGUGUUUCCAAUUUUUGGAUGGAACUGCUGAACAAAUAUUUUCAAGACGACAAUACUCUCAAACUGUCUGGUCACGCGGAAUUUUCUCCAACGGGAUCUCUUUAUCAAACAUUUAAGGCCAGGUUGUCAUCCACCAAAACAAAGCGAGUUUUUUCGCGAUUGUUGAUCUCCUGGUUGCCAGAUGAGGAGGAAUUCGAUGAUUUUAUCAACUUUAUUAAGUUGAUUGGAGAUGAAGUCCGCUUUCUCAAUAUUUUCAUUUAUACCUCCAUAAGCUCUAGUAAUGAUCUCUACGCCAACUUACCCAAUCUUGAGUCUUUGGAAGUCUGCGAUGAACAGUAUCUCGGUGAUUUUACUUUUCCACCCAAACUUAAAUCGAUAAAGAUAGAAGACAAAUUCUCAAAACUCGAAAAAUUACCGGACAUUCAGAAACUGCCGUCACUCGAGCAUUUUAGCGCCAAAUCUAUUGUACUCAAACGAAAUACUGAUGCUCUUGCGUCGUUUCUUGACCCAAAAUUAAAGACACUUUUGGAUGCUAUCAUAGGAUCCGAUGAUCUAGAGAAAGAAUCUGUUAAAGUUUGGUCAGAAUUCAAUUUUUGCGGAGAAGCAAAAUUAAUUGCAGAUGAUAUUACCGAAAUCGAAAUUGACAAAAAGAUGCUGGAUAUUGCACCUUUGGCUGAGUUUAACAAUUUAAAGCGAUUGGAAUUGUACUCAAAGUUUCCACAUUCCAUUAUGCAUUUCACAACUUUUCACAAAUCCACGAAAUUUCCCAGUGUUAUUGAUUUGGAAAUUUAUGGACCGGACAAAAAACUUACGAAUUUUGAUGAGCUCUUAUCAAAAUUCCCCAACGUAGAGUCCUUGAAUGUUGAUGAGUGGAAACUGACAGAUUUGGAUUUUCGCGUGAUUUGCCAAUACAUGCCGAAGUUGAAAAACUUGACUUUUGAAACGUCUACAAUAUCCAUAAAAACUCUUUUUGAUUGCAAUAAUUUUUCUGUCAAGGAUCUUAAAUCACUUGAGUCGCUUUCGGUCCAAACUAUAUUCGAAAAUCGGUACGUUCUUCAACCUUCAUGGCCAUCGUUGCCUGAUUUAAAAGUCGUUCAGUUAAAAGGAGAAGGAUUUCGUUACCUCGAAAAGGACUUUUACACGCAAAUGGCAGUAAGAUCGCCGAAUAUAGAGGAUUUAGAAAUUUACUAUUACUAUGGCACAACAGAAAUUAAUCAUACAAAGUUUUUACCGGUACUAUCUGGAUUGACAUUGAAGAAACUAACUCUUCCUGGCGAAGGUGGAACUGCUAAACUGGCUCACAACAAUAGUUUGGUCGAUGAUGUAAUCAAAUAUUGCAAAGAUCUGACGUAUUUUGCACUUCACGAUGUCAAUGGAUUUUCUCUGGCACAAGAAAUUCGAUUAUUCAAAAGUUUGUCAAAACUAGAAACAGUUUUUUCUAAUUCAAUGAACACCGAAGCAAUGAUGAGAGAAAUGAACCGCAGUGAAUUUAAAAAUUUAAAAAAUUAUUUAGCUGAAAGUAUUGAUGAGUACAAAGAUUUGCCCGGAACGAUUGCUUACCUGUACAACAACGUGAUCCCUCUUUUGGAGCGAAUUCGAAUGGAGAAUAAUUUUAAAGCCGAAUUCUGGGAAGAUCAUUUGAAAACUUGGUACAUUGUCUUACAUGAUUACUUGAAAAUGAGUUUUAUUAAUGUCGUUCGUAUUUUAAAAUUAUCACACGAUAAUUAACAAUUAUUUCUGUCACUCAAGAAAAUUAAUUUAAUUUUUGAAAAUUAACUAUUUGAAGGAACUUGAUUAAUAAAACGC